GCGGCGGGCACAGACCUGCGCGUGCCGGGAUGGAGAGCUGCUGCCGCGCGUGUUUGCCGUGUUGCUCGUGCCUCUGGGACCGGAUAUGGCCCGGCCUCCGGUACCCCGGGCCCCGCGACCGCGACCACAUCCGCACCGUGUCCGGCGACAUCCGCGUCCCCGCGCCCAAGAAGCGGCCCGCGCAGCUGUACGCGGCGCUCUUCGACUUCGAGGCCCGCAGCGACGACGAGCUGACGGUUAAGGAGGGCGACAAGCUGUCGGUGAUCGAGAAGCGCGGACGCUACGUGCUGGCCAAGAAGCUCACCGGGAGCCUGGAGUCCGGCCUCGUCCCCGCCAACUACGUGGCUCUGCUGCAGGACGAGUUCGCCAAACACAAGUGA
Molecule: messenger RNA, 380 nt
Organism: Neolamprologus brichardi
Lineage: Eukaryota; Metazoa; Chordata; Actinopteri; Cichliformes; Cichlidae
Source: RefSeq, a predicted model, not a curated record